Leptomonas pyrrhocoris is the source of this 4907-nucleotide messenger RNA. RefSeq lists its product as hypothetical. Bases 732 to 4907 code for a protein of 1391 amino acids. The record is from RefSeq and is a predicted model, not a curated record. Lineage: Eukaryota; Euglenozoa; Kinetoplastea; Trypanosomatida; Trypanosomatidae. Gene Ontology annotation, molecular function: protein binding. The transcript has a single exon.
GAUAAGGCACGGAAAGACCAGCGACAACCCAACUUUCAAACAAAGUCCUUCGCUCAUUUUAUUAAUAUCAUUAUGAUUCCCGUCCUGUAGCAUUCCCUCGUAUCCCACAUCUAUUACUACUACUGUUACUAUUCGUACUACUGUUGUGUCCUUAGAGAUCGAAGUCAGACCACGGCCUACUCAGACGUCGAUAACGCGCCGUGUGUGUAUUUUUGUUUGUUUUUCCCUUUUGUAUUUUGUUUUUGUUUUUGUUUUUCAGGAGCCAUACAGAUAGAUAUAACACUAUAUACAUACCUACCUCCUCCUUCCCUUCUACCUGCUGUAGAGAAGUACGAGGCAGCUACGCGCGUAGGAGGGCAACCAUAACAACCGUGUACGACUACCAUUAUUCCUUCCCUUCCCUCUUUCUCUCUCGUUGUGAGUGUAUUCGUGUGUGUGUGUGUGUGUGUGCGUUUCGCAUUGGCGUCUGACAGUCAAAAUUCCAAACAGGGUUUUUCUUCUUCUUCUUUGCUUGAUUGUUUGUUUGCGAAGGUGUUUUCUCUUCGCUGCUGAGGGUCUCCUGGAAGCUCCCUACCCCCCUCCAAACAGAACUCGCGUUCGCGUUCAAUUUCCUAAGAGCGAAGCGCUGCUUUGUGCUGUUUGAAGGCGCUUCUCAUUGCCCCUGUAGAGCACCCAGGGCAUUACCACCUGAAAGGAAUUGAAAAGCGAAGAAAACCAGAGAAACGGCCACCAUGGCGUUGAACCCGAUCGCGUACCUCUCGCCCGGCUGCACCGCGCAGUGCCGGCAGUGCGUCAGCGCCAAGCCCGACUCCUUCGCCUUUGCUUCUGUGCAGUCCAUCUCGUUGUACCGAGUCAGCACGGCGAACGUGGCUGUACCCGUCAGCGCGAGCAGCGACCCGGCACAGCAACAGCAGCCGCCAUCUGCAGAAACGAUCAGCAUUGCGGACUACCCCCUCGCAACUCUCUUCGGGCACGGCGCAAACGCCUCCAUUGGCGCCUUUGCCUACAACGAUGACUACAUGGCGUGUCUGACGCCGCAGAACAAGCAGGUGCUGCUGUGGCGCCUGAAAGACGCGGAGACGCUGACGGCCAAGAAGAUCAGCUCUACCUCCCUCGCGAGCGUGUUCAAGCGGGACGGCAACCCGUCCACGAUGUGUCUCGCCGGUAAGCACCACAUCCUGUGUGGCACGAACACCGGGCGGCUCAUCUCUCUGAACGCCGGCGUCGACAACGCGGAGCCGCGUAGCACCGCCAUCCCGCCCUCGCAGCAGCGGCCGAGCGUGCAGGCUCCGCCGUCGCCGCUUUCCCCGAGCAUCAACGCCGGUGGUGCCGCGUCCAACCCUAACAAGAAUGCGGCGGCAGCGGUUGUGGAAUCAGUGGAGUGUGUCACCGCAGCUGCGGCUCGCCCUGACUUGGUGGCGUGCGGCACGUCGGAUGGCACUCUGUGCCUGCUGAACCUGAACGCGAGCACCGGCCUGCGUGCGACGGCCUCGCUCUGCCCGUUCCCGCCGAAGGAGAAGGAGCGGGAGCGCAGUGCGACGCUGGACGUGAACCCGCUCCCGGUGACAGCGAUAGCGUUUGAUCCGACCUCAGCGCAGUACCUCGCCGUCGGCUCGCAAGACGGCGCCCUGGCGCUGUGCGACGUGAAUGGGCAGACGAUGGUGCAGACCUUUGACUUCGCGAAGCUGCCGGAGAAGCACGUCAGCUCCAUCGCGUGGAUUCCAAAUGAGCCGGGUGCGUUCUACACCGCCAGCUCCGACAGCACCGUCCUGCGCAAGUGGAGCGUGACAAGUAAGUCAGCCGUUGGGUCCGUCAGUGUGAUGGUGAUGCCCUCGCCGCCGCAGCAGCAGCAGCAGCGAAAGCAGAGUAUGGAGGCCGACAGCAACGAGGCGGCGGGGAGUCAGAUCGGGAUUCGGAGCGUCGCCUGCAUUGACCAGACCCGUGUCGUGGUCGGGCUGACCAACGGCGCCGUGCAGGUUUACGACGUUGGUCAGCAGCGGCUCGACUGCGACGUGGUCACCGGGCACACGGAUGCCACGCUGAGCUGCAAGCUGUCGAAGCACGACCGCGACCAGGUCGCGACGAGUGGCGUGGACGGCACCAUCCGCGUGUGGAACUUGCGGACGCUGACGCAGCAGUACGUGAUUGCCGCCGGCCCGGUGAUGGUGCACUCGGUGGAUUGGUCGCCCAACGGCAAGCACAUCGUCGCCUCGCUCGGAAGUGGCGAGGUCGUGAUGUACGCCACCUCGACGUACCGCGAGUCGUGGCGCACGCCCGUCUUUUCGGAUCUCGUCUACCGUGUCUGCUGGGCCGCCGGGGACUCCAGCCUCAUCGCGGCCACCUCGCGCACUGGGCUGGCGAUCCUCUCCUCAAAGGACGGCAAGGUGGUUCGUCGCUACUCCGCGGCGCACGGCGCCUUCUACGGGGUGGACAUCGAGCCGACAAAAAGCAAGAACGUCGCCGUCGCCUGCCACGACAAGCGCAUUUACGUGUACCACCUCAGCAGCAGCAGCGAUCGCCCGUCGCUGGUGCUGACCGGGCACACCGAUGCCGUCUGCGACGUCGCCUACAACCCGACCGCGCCGAGCUACCUCCUCUCCGGCAGCUACGAUGGCACGUUGCGGGUGUGGGACUUAUCCUCCAACGACGCACACACGAUUUCUGUCUCGUCCCGUGCGCUGAAGGGGCACACCGAUCGGGUGCGCAGCGUGGCGUGGUGCAGCCUGGCGCCCUACCUCGCCCUCAGCGGAUCGGCGGAUGCCUCCAUUCGGAUGUGGGACAUCCGCAACGGCGUCGCCAUCACGACGGUGCGAGGCCACAACUCGGAUGUGGUCGCCUUGACCAGUCACGUCGACCGGCCCCUCAUACUUCUCUCCGCGGCGCGCGACAGCACGCUGGUGGCGUGGAAUGUGGCGCUGCUGCGACAGGUAUACCUCGAGGCCACGCUCGGCACGCUGGAGAGUUGCAUCGUGCCGGACCCCUCCUCGCUGAUGGGGGUGGCGACGUCGAGCGUGUCGGUGUCGCAGGUGGCCGGCCCGGCGGUGCAGCGGCUGGUGAAGGAGCUGAACGAAAACGCGAGUAAACCGGCAGCGCGAUUGCAGACGCUCGUGAACUUCUUCGAGUUCCCGAACGGGGCCGCAGAGGUGGCGCAGAUGGCGCUCUUCACGGUGGACCCGGCGCAGUACACAAACUUGAUGAACGAGGGCAAGCCGGCGAAUGUGGGGCUCGUUGUGCCGGCAGCAGCGCUCGCGGAUGUCGCGCGGGCACGAGCCACCUACACGAACGACCGCGCGCACGGCAAGACGGUCAGCGCGGCCGGCGCCGCCUACAAGAAGCAGCGUUUGCUGGAAGCGGCGGAGGAGCUGCUGAAGGUUGGACAACUGGAGGCCUACUGCAACACGCUGAUGGAGGCGGAGGAGUGGGAUGGCGCGAUUGCCGUGGCACCGGCGAUCUCGCGAGUCUUCUGGCGCGGUGUGUGCCAGAAAGCUGCGGAGGCGAUGGAGGCCGCAGGCGACGCCCGCGCGGUAACGUACUACAUCAUCGGCGAGCAGAGCAGCAAGGCGGCACAGCUACUCACCCGACUGUCGCAGAGCAACUACGAUGCCGCGACUGUUGUGUGCCAGUGCUGUCCGCAAGUCACAGAGGACGCUGCUCUGCUGCAGCAGCAGCAGCAAGCGAGCGAACCGCCGCACAACACGACGAUCGAUCAGAACAGCGUGACACCGAUCACGCAGCAGCUGCAGCGGCAGCGGUCCGCCGUGUUGAAGCGCUACGCUAACCAGCAGCUCCUUGCGGCGGUGCUACUCGCCCACGGUCACAGCGAUGACGCAGUGCACACGUUACAGUACUGCGGAGAUGUCGUGCUGGGCCAUUUGCUCGUGCACACCGUACCGCUGCGCGAGCAGGCCAGCAUUGACACCGCCUACCGCCUCUCCAUGCUGCAGAGCGCGCGGCAGCACAAGUGGGAUACCGCGCUGCUGUGCGCGACGCGGCUUUCGAACCCGUACGACAGCCUGGCCACGGUGCUCGCGCUCUUCCAAGCCGCGCAGGGUAAGACGCUGGCGGGCAAGGUGCCAGCUCAGUCGCUCACCUCGGCGAACCUGUCUACCUUCCACGGCGUCAGCGAGCGUCUGAAGGCGUUCUAUGAUCAGGUGCGCGGCGAGUGUGCGAAGUUGCAGCUGCCGCUGGACGCCAACGCGAUCCAGCAGCGGCACGCCAACGACGGGUUGGCGUCGCAGAACCAACUGGCGGCGAUGGUGUUGGCGGCGGACCCCUCCUCCGGUCCGGUAACGGAUGUUUCCAUUCUGCAGAGCCUGACCGGUUUCAUAGAGAGUCUGCUGGGCGUGGCGCUGCAGGACGCAGAUGGCGCGAACGCGCCCUUCUACCUACGGCAGGCGUACAACGUGUCGGCCUACGUAUCCGUGCCGCUGGAGACCCUGCCGAAGCCCGGCACCUCGAGUCCCUCCACCUCCACCUCCGCCGUGUCCACCAUGUCACCAGAGCACAAGCAUUUCCUGGCGCUGACCUUCGUUGUGGCGACGCUCAUGACGGUGAAGGUCUACCGCUUUCCGACGCUGCUGAACUACGCGUUUGCGAAGGCGCGUGAUCUUGCGAGCGGCGCGAACAGCGCGUCGCUGAACACCGUACUAGGCACCGUGCAGGGUGUGCUAGGCACCUACUCUCCGCAGUCGAAAGAGGUGGACUGCUCGUCGGUCGGGAGCACGCUGCCGGCCUUGACGAGCGAGGGGCGUCAGAUCGUGUCGGCGCUCACGGGCGAGCCUGUUUGCGGGGCCGUACACGUGUUGGAGGACGGUUCAUCGUUCAUCUCCAAGUCGGAGGCCUUGGCGUGGACGCUGUGCUCGCACUUCUCGCCCCUUGCCACCGGUGCCCGUCUGACGGCGCUGUGA